UGUUUCAUUCUUCAUCGUUUAAGGGCAUCGGAAGCGGAAUUGCCUGCAAAUUGUAAACAAAUCAUCAAAAAACUGUUAAAUUCAUUCAAAUCAUUGACAAUUGACAGUUGUAGACGUGGGUUAUGUCAUAUUCGAAUUAUUUUCGUGACUAUAUCAGUUAAUAAACGAGUUUAUCGGGUCGUAGGAAGCAGCCCAAUGUUUUCGAAAUACUUUGAUAAAUAAAAAAAUUAUAAAAAUGAUGGAAGUAAGCCAGAACAUGGAGCUGAAGGAACUCUCCACAGAGGGCGCUUUAUUGCGAACUCUAUCCUCAGACCUCAGCAGUGAAGUAGAACCUGUCUCCACCCCUGCAAUAGUCAACGAAUCGAGUCGAACGUCCGCGGAUGAAGAUGACCUAUGUGAGCUGGCCAAUGGGGUCGAUAGUAAGGACAUCAAGGAUAUAGACAAACCGAUAACUGGAUCGGAACAGGAACGUAAUGCCGGCAGCGAUUUGGACGCUCUGCUGGACAAGAUUAGCUCCAUUGUGGACUGUAGUCCCAGGAAUCCGGAUGAUCUAGAGUCACUCGAUAAGAACGAGGAAUGCGACUCUGCGUCAACAAAGGAGAAACCAGCUGAUGAGACGGACGAAAAGCAGGUUGAGCAAAUAGAUUUAGAAAUAGAAGAAGAAGAAGGAGAAGGAGAGGUAUCGGAAUCAAAAGAAAACGAAGCGCGCGUGGAGCUGGAUUCCGAGAUUGAGACUGAGGAUAAAGCUGGUGUGGAAAACAUCGAACACAUCGAAGAUCCCGCUCCUGCUGAGAAGACCACAGAGCAAAUCGAUGAUUUGGACGAGCCGGAAGAAGAGCAUCUUAAAAAAGUAACUGAAGAAAAGAAAAAAUCCGAGGAAAAAGAAGAAGCCAAACCACAUGAUGUGAAUAUCACUGAAAAAGUUCGGACAAAGGUAAACUCCUCCGCGGAUGAUGUGUUUUUGGAUGCUCUAGACAGCAUUUCCAGUUCGGAUGAGUUUGAUGCCAUCGCUUCAAAGGAGUCGGAGAAAGCAAAGCAAAGCAAAAAUCUGAACACCGAGAAUAAAUCAGAUUCCAAUGAUCUCGAGGAGAUUUCGUCCGAUGAUGAUGAUAUUCUUAAGGACGAGAAAGUCGAUAAGCCAGAAAAACCAAAAGCAGACAUUAUAGAUUUAGACUCGUCAGGCGAGUGUGUAAUAUGUGAAACACCAACGGAUGUCGAGGAAUCGGUAGACAAAACUGAAGAUACCGAGGAAGUUACUCCUGAAAAAGGUUCAUCCCAGGAGACAAAGAUUGUGGAAGAGAAUAUCUCAGAAGAGCCCGUGGAUGUGGCCCAAGAUGAACCUAUUCAAGCUGAGGAAGAGGAAGAAAAGAUUACAGAUAUUGAAGACCCCACGGAGUCUAUGUCAGUUGAAGACGAGGAGCCAAAGGUAACCAAGGAGCCAAAACAAACCGAGGAGCCAAAAGAAACCGAGGAGCCAAAGGUAACCGAAGAGAAAGAAGAGUCCGUACUAAUAGAGGACGGAGAGCCCAUGUUGGUUGACAAGGAGGACGAAGAGUCCAAGAAAGCAGAAUUACAGGAAGUGCAGGAGGACAAGCAAACAGAAGAGCCCGAAAAGGCCAAAGAAGUGGAAGAGCCGGAAGAAGUCAAGGAAGCUGAAGAGUUGGUGGUGGUUCCAGAAAAGGUAACUGAAGAGGUGGAAGAAGUCAACUUGACAGAAGAAGCCAAGGAAACAGAAGCGCCGGAAGAGGCAAACCCAAAAGAAAAGUCGGAAAAGAAGGCAGUUGAGCCCGACGAGCAAGAGGAAACAAAAGAACCGGAAGAUAAAGAGGAAAAGGAAGAACCAGAAGAGGCCAAGCCAUCAGAACAGGAGAAGGAGCCUGUGGUAGUCGAAUGUGAAGCAACAGAAGAUCCCAAAAAGUCUGACCAGGUGGAGGAGGAGUUUCGAACUCAAACCCAGGAAAUGAACGACACCGCGAUAGACGAUUUGUUAAUGGAGGCGGACAAGGAUACCCUUGAAAGCGAGGAAAAGAAAGCGUCAGAGGUUGAACCCAUUGUUAUAUCAGAAGACGAUAAGGAACCCAAGGUAAAUGGCAUAUGCGAAAUGCCAACCGAUGACAAUAAGGAGCCCUUGGCUAAGGAAAAACCUGUUGUCGAGAAGGAAGCCAAAGAGCCGGAAUCUGAUGAUGAGGUUAUUUUCUUUGAGCCCCUGGAUAAGACAAAUAAGAUUGAAACUGCCACAGAGCCAACGAAUGAACAGUCUAAAAAACUAGAAGCGAAGGAUGACGAAGUCGUCCUGGUUUCCGAGGAUGAGGACGAAGAACCGCAAGAAAAGAAACUUGAAAAGGAAGUUCAAAGUUCCGUAAAGGAAACGACUACCAAAGGCCUUCCCAAUGAUUCCACGGCAGAAUCCGUUGAGGACAAAGACCUGCAAAUGGACAAUUCCGACAAUGCGUGUGAUCAGUUUGAGAAACUGAAGACCCCCAAAAAGGUGAAGUCCACUGCCAUCGAGGAUGGCAACAGUAAUUCCAGCAAUCUUUUGCGGCCUGCCGAGGAUUCUGAAGAGUCGGCACCAAAACGAGUGCGUCUUAGUACGGAUGAGAAAAUAGAACCCGUACUGGAGGCUGAACUUGAAACAACCACAAAGUCCAGUAGCGCGGAGGAAGACAAGAAAGAUAUUACCAAGCGGAGCCAUGAUCAUCUGGACAGCAGUCCGGAUCGGGAGAAUGAGAUUCCUAAUAAGAAACCUAAGACUGAAGACUCCGAAGACUCUUGCGACGGCACGCUCCAAAUCGAUAUGGAAGGAGAGGACGACAAGAUGCAGAUAAAGAAAGCAGAUUCCCCCAAAAAGGAAGAAGUUGAGAAACCCAAAAUUGAGCUCACACCUGCCCCGGAAACUAAAAAGGAUAUUAAGCCGCUGCGCCUGGAGUUUUUCAAGGCCUUCCGCCGCAGCAUCGACACCAUGACCCGCGAUGACCUGGAGGAGCUAGUGCUGCAGAAGGUCGUCGAGGCAAUGCUGGUCAAAAGUGAUUUCGCGGACAUCCGUUUGCAGUUGGAUAAAUGCGAGAACACCCUGACCGCGUAUCGCCGCAAGAUCGCCGAGGUGUCCAAGCAGUUCCUCGAUUUGGAGACGGUGCACAAACGGGUGCUUAAAGAUCUGGAGGCUAAGAACUCGCACUACACCGCUCCUGUGCGGAUUACGCGAGCAGUUGGACUUCAGGUGGGUAUUCCGUUUAAGGCCAUGAAGCCGACGGUCGCUGCUCCGGAGCAGUCACAUGCUGCAGGCAGUAUGUUGGCGCCACCCAGCGGAACGCCUCCCAAGGCCAGCACCUCCCCGAUGCGAUCGCCCAUGCGGUCCAGGCCGCCUCCUCCUACCUUUGGAUCAUCCUCAAGCUCAAUCGGUUCGGGUCCGGGCCCAAGUGGCACUCCGAGUCCCAAUCUCCAUCAGCAACCAGCUCGUUCCACCGCCAACUCAUCACAAUCCCCGGCAUCGGCGGGUACUGCCACGCCUCCUGUGCGCAGGGGUUGCCUGCAAAAGGUGACGCCCCAGCGACCAGGACCUGGUAACAACCUGCCCGUGCCACAGACCAACAACCAGUCCAACGUUCACCGCAUGCAGACCUCACCGCCUGGCGGUCAGAGGACCAUGCACGCCUCCAAGCACACCGGAACCACUGCCUCCAUGGCGGCAUCGGUGGCCAAGGCCGCCAUGCGGAACCGGAACUCGGCCCCCGCCUACGUUUCUCAGAAACAGCAGCAACAACAACAACAGCAGCAGCAACAAUACCAAACACCGCGUCCUGGUCCUGGUUCCACCACAGGUACAACUCCGACCAAGCCGGUUCCCAAGUGCACAACGAAAGUGCGCCCCAUGCCGCCCCCGCUUUCCGGGGCCACGGUCUCGGUGCCCAUGUCAUCUGCCAGCGGCAGUGGAGCUGGAUCCGGCGGCUACGGCCAGCAGCAGCAGCCCAGCCUAGCGCCGGCUAAGCCCAAGGAGAAGGCGGUCAUCGACCUCACCGACGAGGAUGACGCAGCGGCGGCGGCCGCGGCAAAGGCUGCCCAAGCACAAAUCGAGGCGAACGCUCGUCUGCGCCAGGCAUCCAAUGCGGCGGUCAAGCGGAGUGCCCAGACUGCAGCGGCGACAAGAGGAGGUCGCGGAGGAGGAAAUGUGGUGCGAGCGUCUCCAAUGCAAUUGGGACGCGUCAAUGCCCGUCAACUGGUCCAGAAUAAUGGAGGAGGUCAGCGAAGUUCUUUGGGCUCAAACGUGACCAUGCAGAUACGUUCGGAGAAUACCCCGCCGGCUGCCUCGCGUUUGAGAUACUCACAUCCUGCCCCGCUGCCCUCGUCUCCUGCCCAGCCCUUCAAUCCCGCCUGGAAAGUGCCUCCUUCGCGUCCCGUCAUUCGAAUCAAUCUGCUGGAUACCGGCAUUGUCAUCUCCUGGACGCUGGAGGACACGAGCCCGCGUUUCGCGGAGUGUGUUACAUACCAGAUCUAUGCCUACCAGGAGACGAUCCACGAGCCGAGUACGGACAGUUGGCGGCAUGUGGGCGAUGUCAACGCAAUGCUGCUGCCCAUGGCCGUCACGCUGAAUCAGUUCCAGGAAAACCAGCGGUAUUAUUUCGCGGUACGGGGUGUGGAUAAGCACCAGCGAUUCGGACCGUUCAGUGUUCCCAAGACAUGGUCGUAAACGGAUGCGGAUGCGGUAUCCAUUGGCCUGGCCUCUUCCUUAGGUGUAGAUUGUAGACCUAGUGACCCACAUGUAAUUUAUUUAUGACCGCAUUUCAAGCUUUUUAAACGUAUUCACUUUGAUAGCGUUGACACUUCGUUUCUCGAAAUUAGCCUGAAUUAUGAGUUUAGUUUUAAGUUUUAAAGAGAUUUUGCGAAGGAGUUCUAAAAAGUAAUACAUAAUUACGUCAAGCAGCCAAUCCUCUACAGCUAAAAGUCAGUCAGUAACGAAAAAAAACAAAUGUAUUUUAUUCACAUUAGUUUAUCACUAUUAAUUAAGUUCAAAACUUACAUGAAAUAAUAUACAACAUUGAAUAAAUAUCAAAUGAGGAAAGUUUU
This is a messenger RNA of Drosophila suzukii, 5061 nucleotides long. RefSeq names its product Fibronectin-III type domain-containing protein windei (gene wde). Gene Ontology annotation, cellular component: transcription regulator complex; nucleus. The record is from RefSeq and is a predicted model, not a curated record. Lineage: Eukaryota; Metazoa; Arthropoda; Insecta; Diptera; Drosophilidae. Gene Ontology annotation, molecular function: transcription coregulator activity; protein binding. Gene Ontology annotation, biological process: regulation of DNA-templated transcription.